CUAACUAAGCAUUUACAUUUACAGGUAUUCUUCAUUUUUUAUAGCCAUUUCUUCCAUAAUUUUGAAUUAGCUUUUCUUCAUAGAUCUUUGACCAUAUCUGAGUAUUUCCACCAUGCACGUAUCAGAAAUACACCGCAAGGAAGGUAAUUCUUUUUACUUGCAAGCUCGUCGUGAUGGCAUUGCUCCAAUUCUUAGACAAGCUAAGUUGGAGAAAGCUUGUAUGUUCUAUAACAAGGCCAUUCAAACGGCAAGUACUUCAGAUCAGAAAUCCUCCGCUUACAAAAAUCUUGGCCGAGCAUCAUGGGAGAUCACCUGCAAUAUUGAAGCAAAUGAAAAGGCCUUCAAUGAACUGUCAUUCUACUACAAAGAAGCAAUUACCAGCUUCUAUAAUGCUGAGCAGUUUGGAGCAACCUGCAAAAGUGCCUUGUGGCUUACAGAUGUCAAAUCUUCUCGAAGCCAAUGCUUGAACUCCAGUUUUCAGAAGUACAUUGAGCUCCCAUUCUCAAUGCACAUGGGAGGUCUUGAAAAGUUGUGCAACAUUUUAGAUGAGCCUGGGCAUCAGGCUGAAUGCUUCACCCACAUUGGUCAAACACUCUUCAAUGCUGCUGUUAAAGCUUUGGAGAAGAAAGAUUACAAGACAAGUCUAAGCCACCUCAAAGAAUGUUAUCGUCCCAUUGAAGAGAUGAGACGACUGGGGGAAAAUGAUCCCCUUGUGGUGAGCGAGGCUGAGGUGCUCAGUGGUGACGUCCUCCUGCAUACUGCCAGUGCUGAGUCUAUGCAGGCUGUUGCAAUGGGGGAUAGCUUGCUGCAGAAGGCAGUGAUGGACAGCGAGGAGCUGAAGAUGUCCUUGAUCAUGGAGGUGCUGGACUGGUAUGUGGAGGCUGUCAUCUCUGCUAGAGAUGUUGAGAUUGAACAUGAAGCCAUAGCAUCAAGCCGCAUAGGCAAAGUCUACGAUCAGAUUCUGAAGAUGCCAUGCAAAGCCAAGAAAUACUUCAUCCACAGCUUGCAGCUGGCACACUCGGCAGCGCCUAAAAGUUUUGUCAAUGAGGACUGGUUCAUUUUGGCCCGUGACAGCGUGGCGAGGUUCCAGGAAGAGUCCCUGGUAGAGCAGCAGCGGCGCGAGGAAGAGCUGCGGCAGAAGUACCUCAAGGACCUACAAGGUGACCUGUCGAAGCUUCACGCUUUCCGAGACAAGCUCUCCGGAGGCUCGCAGUAUCUCCUGCUGCUGAAGAUCUACCAGACUUUCCCUCCUAAGAACAAGGACCACAAACUGUCGGCCACUAAAGCUCAGCUCAAGAGCAUGGACAGGCCGGAUCUUAAGAAGUUGUUCCUGAAGGCGUGCAUCCACUACCACCCUGACAAGCAGGACGUCGAGAAGCAUGGCUUGCCUUGGAAGUAUUUCUCUGCCGAGAUCACCAAAGUCUUGACUAACGUCUAUGAGACAUUCAAAGGUUGAUGAUGACGAAUGAUUUUAGUGACGCAAAUCUCGACAGGAACAGUAAGGCCUACAAUCUAUUCUUUUAUUCUAUUUUUUUCCGAUAAUAAUCAUGUUUCUAAUCUUUUUUGAUAAUAAUCUUGUGACUUUCUCGUCAUAAACGAUGACCACAAAUACAGGAUCUUUUUGAGAUAUCGUCUCAACACACACUGCAGCAAAUACCGAUGAAUUUUGUUAAUAUUCCUAUUUCACUUGCUUAUUAUAGCCUCGUAAGCGAGCUUGUACUGAUAUGCAUUCCUUUCUUUCUGGAGACCUGACGUGCCUUUCACUUACAAUGUACCUGUUCUAUUAGUGCUAAUUAUUUACAAUGUUGUAUGCACUAUUUGAGAUUAAUUCAAUACAUAUAUUCUUUGUGAUUCCAUGAGAAUAUUUGCUCAGAUGUUGCGGGUGAUUAACGUGCCAAGAGUGGAAGCUUAGAAUUUGUUUUUAUAAUUUUAGCAUCGCUGCAUAUCGUUGAUUGUUUCUUUUGGAAAAAACGAAACUUGGCUGAAGUUGUUUAGAUCAAUUAUACUCUCAUAUUUUGUCUUAGAAUAACUGUGUUUGAGCGAUGUAACUCCGAUGAAAUAACUUCUCUUGUAAUUCUUUUGUUUCGGUUAAAUGAUGGUUGGGCCGAGACAUCACAGUUUGCGUCACUCCUGGAAUUUGCGUUCAGUUUUAUGUUCAUCACUUUUUUUCUAGUCACAGUGCACGUGGAAAAGCAUAUUGCCCUGAAUUAUUGCAUCAUUGAGAAUUGCUUGGACUGUCGUGUAGUCUAAUAAUUUUAU
Molecule: messenger RNA, 2259 nt
Organism: Hyalella azteca
Lineage: Eukaryota; Metazoa; Arthropoda; Malacostraca; Amphipoda; Hyalellidae
Exons: 6
Coding region: 113-1456 (447 amino acids)
Source: RefSeq, a predicted model, not a curated record